Molecule: messenger RNA, 1467 nt
Organism: Atta colombica
Lineage: Eukaryota; Metazoa; Arthropoda; Insecta; Hymenoptera; Formicidae
Product: glutathione S-transferase 1-like
Exons: 10
Biological process (GO): glutathione metabolic process
Molecular function (GO): glutathione transferase activity
Source: RefSeq, a predicted model, not a curated record
UUCUUCACUUUUGUACACGUCGCGAAUAAUUCUUACAAUGAACUAUUACCAUUACAAGAGGUGAUGAGCGACAUAUUUCCGGUAUAAACAUACAUCGCCCGAAUGAACGAUAAGCUAAUUAAUUAAGCUGAUGUCUAACAGUUGCAAGUAUCAUCGAUUCGUAUCAAUUGGUCGAGUUUGAGCGGGGUCACAGUUGCAGUAUAAAAAUCUGAAACAGAGAAGACAACAAGAGAAAGGGAAAAAGACGUAAAAAAACAACAAAAAAACAGAUAAGCGAAGACAAGCAGCAAUAAGAUGCCGAUUGAUUGUUAUUACUUCCCUGUAAGUCCACCUAGUCGCACUGUUAUAUUACUCGCAAAAGCACUAGGCAUUCACUUUAACCUGAAGAUCGUAAACAUUCCAAUGGGGGAGCAUUUAAAGCCGGAAUUUUUACAGAUUAAUCCGCAACAUACAAUACCAGUCAUCGAUGAUAACGGUUUUAUUUUAUGGGAAAGUCGUGCUAUUAUGGCUUAUUUAGUGAGCAAAUACGCGAGAAAUGACUCCCUUUAUCCAAAAGAUACGAAAGAAAGGGCAAAAGUCGAUCAAAUGAUGUACUUCGAUGGUGGCACCCUCUGGCCUAAAAUAUUUAAUUGUUAUAUGCCAUUUUGUCGAGGUCAAGCGGAUUCAGUUAAUGAAGCAGAUGUAGCUCAACUAGAGAAAUCGUUUGAAGUGCUCAACGCUUUCCUCGACGGCAAAGAAUUUGCGACCGGUGAUAAUCUGACCAUCGCCGAUUUCACUAUCAGUACAACUAUUUGUGUAGUACUAGUGAAUUUCAAGAUGCCUAUUGAUCUUUACCAACUUACUGGAAGUUCGCCAUGUCGGACCGUGCGCUUGGCAGCGGCGGCCAUAGGAGUGGAUUUAAACUUGAAGAACGUGGACCUCAAGGCCGGCGAACACCUGAAAUCUGAAUUUAUUAAGAUGAAUCCACAACAUACAGUGCCUACAUUGGAUGACAAUGGCCUAUAUUUAUGAGAAAGUCGCGCAAUUAUGACUUACCUGGCUAAUCAAUAUGAUAAGAACGGUUCUCUUUACCCAAAAGAUCCAAAGAAACGAGCCUUAGUUGAUCAGAGACUAUGUUUUGACUUGGGAACUCUAUAUCAAUCUUUUAUCAAUUAUUAUCAACUGGUAGUUACUGGUGUCACUCCGGAGCAAGCAAAAUACGAUAAAAUGAACGAUGUUUUAUCUUUCUUGGAUAAAUUUCUAGAAGGGGAAAAUUAUGUGGCAGGAAAAACUCUAACUCUCGCCGAUCUUGCCUUGGUCGUCACCAUUUCCAAUUAUCAGGUUGUGGGUCAUGAUUUGAGUAAAUACAGCAACAUUUUGAGAUGGUUUGCCAAGAUCCAAGCCGAAGCUCCUAAAUACAAUGAAGUCGAAGGCAUCGGUAUAAAAGCAUUCAGAGAUCUUGUCGAAAAUGCUAGAAAAAAGAAGUAA